AUGACGAUUACAUACCCAUCUUCUACACAACAGCCACAGCUUCCAUGGUGUCAGACACCAUUGAAGCAGUCUAAGGCCAUGAGUCUUGCUGCAGGAUGCAAAGUCUACAUGAAACUCGAAAACCUACAACCCUCCGGCUCCUACAAAUCCCGCGGAAUGGGUAACAUGUACCUCCGCUCCCUCGCCUCCCUCCCAGACCCCAGCCGCGCAAGGUUCUACUGUUCAUCCGGUGGGAACGCCGGAUUAGCUGCUGCGACAGCUGGGAAAAUGCUGGGCGUUCCGACUACGGUUGUUGUUUCCAAAAGAACUAGCGAUUUGAUGAAGGAGAAGAUUAGGGAUACGGACGCAGAUCUUCAUGUCUUCGGGGAUGGGUUGAUCGAGGCGGAUGAGUAUAUGAGAGAAGAAUUGAUGAGGGGGGAUGAUGGGGCGGUUUAUUGUCCGCCUUUUGACCAUCCAUAUGUCUGGGAAGGAAACUCAACAUUAGUCUCGGAACUUGCGGCACAACUACCAGAAUCCCACCAGGUCCCAGACGCCAUCGUCUUCUCCGUCGGCGGUGGCGGCCUCUUCAACGGAAUAGUCGCGGGUAUGAAGGCCCACGGAUGGGAUUCGGUUCCUAUUAUUGCUGUCGAAACCCGUGGCGCGGAUUCAUUAGCCACAGCGAUGUUACUGGAUGAACAUCAUAUGUUACCGGCUAUUACCUCCAGAGCUACUAGUUUGGGUGCUAGGAGGGUUAGUAAACAGACCUGGGAGUAUGCUAGACACGGGGGGAGAGAUGCAGGGUUGGAUGUUAGGAGUGUGGUUUUGAGUGAUGAUGAGGCUUUGAUGGGGUGUGUUAAACUGGCGGAGGAUGAGAGGUUAUUGGUUGAGGAUGCUUGUGGGGUUAGUGUCGCGACGGUUUAUAAUGGAGCGUUGAGGAGGGCGUGUCCGGAGUUGAGGGAGGAUAGUUUGGUGGUUGUGAUUGUUUGCGGUGGAUCCAAUGUGACGAUGGAGAUGUUAAUGGAGGCGAAGGCGAAGAAUCUUAAUGUUGAGGAUACUACGAUUGCAGAAUCUAAGAAGUCUGUUCUGGUGACGAAGGAGGUUCCUUCGAAGGAGAGGGCUGCAUCUUCUGCGAUAUCGCCCACACGGCCGCCAAACCCGACUCGAUGGUCCUGGCGCUGGAAAUUAGGCAAUAAAUGA
Messenger RNA from Orbilia oligospora ATCC 24927, 1176 nucleotides. RefSeq lists its product as uncharacterized. Gene Ontology annotation, biological process: L-threonine catabolic process; L-serine catabolic process. Gene Ontology annotation, molecular function: threonine deaminase activity; L-serine ammonia-lyase activity; pyridoxal phosphate binding. NCBI's taxonomy places the organism in Eukaryota, Fungi, Ascomycota, Orbiliomycetes, Orbiliales, Orbiliaceae. Bases 1 to 1176 code for a protein of 391 amino acids. The record is from RefSeq and is a predicted model, not a curated record. The transcript is spliced from 4 exons.